AUGGGACAAUGUGCUUCAAUAAGUUGUAAUUUUAGUAGUUAUGAAAAAACAAUUUUUGAAGACGAUGGGCCACCAUUCAGAUUCAUAAAUGGUCGGAGAUUUCAUAAUGAUGAGAAUUCAAAAUAUGUAUAUCCAAAUGAUGAGGAGGAAAUUGGAAGGUUAGAACUUCAAUACUGGCUGAUUAAAGAAGUUUGGAAAUCGAUAUAUUCUGCUCCAAUAACUCCCAAUUUGAUUGCUGAUGGGCGUGUUCUUGAUAUUGGAUGCGGCCCUGGAACGUGGAUCUUGGACUUAGCAACAGAAUUUAAAUCCACUAUAUUCAUCGGACUUGACAUCUCAAAAAGUUUUCCCCAGAACGUCAAGCCACGGAAUGCAGCUUUCAUUCAAUAUAAUGUUUUAAACGGCCUACCAUUCUCCAAUGACACCUUUGACUUUGUGCAUCAAUCCAUAUUAUCUGCAGCUUUUACCGUUGUUCAAUGGUCUCAAGUUCUCGCGGAAAUCGUUAGAGUUCUGAAACCUGGAGGAUGGAUCGAAUUCAUGGAAUAUGAUUAUGUAAUACACAGGGAGGGUCCUAUAACACAAAGGCUUAACUCUAGCUUGCUAUCAUUUUUUAAGUCACAAGGGAUCAAUCCUAUUAUUAGCGAUUUACUUCCGGAACUUUUAUCAUCAAGUCCCUUGUUAACUGAUAUACAAUAUGACCAAAGACCGCUUUUUCUUGGACAAUGGGCUGGAAAUCUCGGAGCUUUGGCCGUAGAAAUAUUUGGUGUAGAGAUUACGGCAUUAAAAGAGUACAUACAACCUUUAAUGGGUAUAACCGAUGAACAUUUUGCUGCUCUGAAAGAAGGAUUUGUUUCUGAGGUUAACAGAAAUAAAUCUUUUAUAAAAACUUUUCGGUAUUUCUGCAGGAAGGUCGCGUAA
Molecule: messenger RNA, 915 nt
Organism: Acaulospora morrowiae
Lineage: Eukaryota; Fungi; Glomeromycota; Glomeromycetes; Diversisporales; Acaulosporaceae
Source: the annotation of a GenBank genome assembly